AGAAACCCCCCCACAGCCGCCUCCGUGGUCAGCGAGAGAUGACGGCGAAGAAAGACGCUUCGCAGCCGCCGAGCGGCUCUCGCCUCCCGGGGAGGAAGGGAGCGGCGCAGCGGGCCCAGGCUUACCCCGAUCGCUUCUGUGUCUCCCCUCGGCAGGAACCGGAGAAAGGGCCGGCGUCCGCGGCGGGGAUCCACGCCCAUGCGGUGGGGCCCGUCGCCGGCCCCGGUGCCGCGGACGAGUCGUCCGACAGCGACGCGGAGCAGGAAGGCGCCCAGAAACUCAUCCGGAAAGUGUCCACCUCGGGACAGAUCAGGAGCAAGACGAGCAUAAAGGAGGGACUGUUGCUAAAGCAGACCAGCUCGUUCCAGAGGUGGAAGAAGCGUUACUUCAAACUGAGGGGCCGAACGCUGUACUACGCCAAGGAUGCCAAGUCCCUGAUCUUUGACGAGGUGGACCUGUCGGAUGCCAGCGUUGCAGAGUCCAGCACAAAGAACGUCAACAACAGCUUCACAGUGAUCACUCCGUUCCGUAGGCUCAUCCUCUGCGCGGAGAACAGGAAGGAGAUGGAGGACUGGAUCAGCUCGCUGAAGUCCGUCCAGUCCAGAGAGCAUUACGAGACGGCACAGUUUAAUGUGGAACAUUUCUCAGGGAUGCACAACUGGUACGCCUGCUCCCACGCACGGCCCACCUUCUGCAACGUCUGCAAAGACAGUCUGUCCGGGGUCACGUCUCACGGCCUCUCCUGCGAAGUGUGCAAAUUCAAAGCCCACAAGCGCUGCGCUGUGCGGGCCACUAACAACUGUAAAUGGACAACCCUGGCUUCCAUCGGGAAGGAUAUCAUUGAGGAUGAGGAUGGGAUCGCCAUGCCUCACCAGUGGUUGGAGGGCAACCUGCCCGUCAGUGCCAAGUGUGCUGUGUGCGACAAGACGUGCGGCAGCGUGCUGCGGCUGCAGGACUGGCGCUGCCUCUGGUGCAAAGCUAUGGUCCACACAGCCUGUAUGGACCUUUAUCCCCGCAAGUGUCCUCUCGGUCAGUGCAAAGUCUCCAUCAUCCCACCCACGGCCCUCAACAGCAUCGACUCCGAUGGCUUCUGGAAGGCCACCUGUCCCCCGUCAUGUGCCAGCCCCCUCCUGGUCUUCGUCAACUCUAAAAGCGGAGACAACCAGGGGGUGAAAUUCCUGCGGCGCUUCAAGCAGCUCCUCAACCCGGCUCAAGUCUUUGACCUGGUCAACGGGGGGCCGCACCUCGGUCUGCGCCUGUUUCAGAAGUUUGACAACUUCCGCAUCCUGGUGUGUGGAGGCGAUGGGAGCGUGGGUUGGGUCCUCUCCGAGAUCGACAAGCUCAGUCUUCACAAACAGUGCCAGCUGGGGGUGUUGCCCUUGGGCACGGGCAACGACCUGGCGCGGGUGCUCGGCUGGGGCCCGUCGUGCGACGACGACACCCAGCUGCCCCAGAUCCUGGAGAAGCUGGAGAGAGCCAGCACCAAGAUGCUGGACCGCUGGAGCAUCAUGACCUACGAGAUUAAGAUCCCACCCAAACUCAGCUGCCCCACCACGCCCGAGGGACCCGAGGACUGCCAGUUCCACAUUUCAGCCUAUGAAGACUCAGUCGCCGCUCACCUGACGAAGAUCCUCAACUCGGAGCAGAACUCUGUGGUCAUCUCCUCCGCCAAGAUCCUGUGUGAGACAGUGAAGGAUUUUGUUUCCAAAGUGGGGAAAAGCUACGAAAAAAGUACAGACAACAGUGAUGAGUGCGACACGAUGUCUCUCAAAUGUGCCGUCCUGAACGAGAAACUGGACUCCCUCCUCCAGACGCUCAACUCGGAGAGCCGGGCUCUGCCUUCCCUCGCCCACUCCACUCCUCCCAUCGUGGAGGAGGAGGACGAGGAGGAGGAGGAGGAGGAGGAGGAGGCCAGCGAGGAGAGCCUGACGGAGCUGAAGGAGAAGAUGGAGGAGGAGGAGACGGAGAAGAGAUGCGGAGGGGCCCCGCACCAGCUGUUCAAAAGCCGGGAGCAUUUGAUGCUGCGGGCCAACAGUCUGAAGAAAGCCCUGCGGCAAAUCAUAGAACAGACCGAGAGAGUGGUGGACGAGCAGAACGCCCAUUCGGAGGACGCCGAGCUGACGUCCCCCCUGGAGUUCAGGAAGGACAGCGAGGAGGAGAACAGGGACAGCGAGAAGGACGAGGACACCAAGGAACUGGAAGCGGUGACGUCCGCUAAGAGUCCCUGCUCCCCCACGGAGAGGAGAGUGAGCCGCAGCACCCAGUCCUACAGCUCCUUCACCAUCACCCCCUUCACCACCAGCAAGGAGAACCUCCCCGUGCUCAACACACGCAUCAUCUGCCCCGGCUUGCGGGCCGGUCUAGCUGCCUCCAUCGCUGGCAGCUCCAUCAUUAGCAAGAUGCUGCUGGCUAACAUCGACCCCUUCGGCGCCACACCGUUCAUCGACCCUGACCUCGACUCCCUAGACGGCUACAUGGAGAAGUGUGUGAUGAACAACUACUUCGGCAUCGGCUUGGACGCCAAGAUCUCCCUGGAGUUCAACAACAAGCGUGAGGAGCAUCCAGAGAAAUGCAGGAAGCUGUACAAGAGCAUGAUGUGGAACGGCCUCUUGGGCAAGAAAGAGCCUCUUGCGAGGACGUAACAGAACCUGGAGCACACACUCCCACUCACGUGUGACGGCCAGUACAUCCCUCUGCCCAGCCUUCAGGGGAUCGCAGUGUUGAACAUUCCGAGCUACGCGGGCGGUACCAACUUCUGGGGCGGCACGAAGGAAGACGAUAUCUUCUGUGCCCCUUCGUUCGACGACAAGAUCCUGGAAGUGGUGGCCGUCUUCGGGAGCAUGCAGAUGGCUGUGUCCAGAGUCAUCAAGCUGCAACAUCACCGCAUUGCACAGUGUCGAACAGUGAAGAUCACCAUCCUGGGCGACGAGGGAGUUCCCAUUCAGGUGGACGGCGAGGCGUGGAUCCAACCGCCCGGAGUCAUCAAGAUCCAGCACAAGAACAGAGCCCAGAUGCUCACCAGAGACCGCGCGUUUGAGAACACGUUGAAGUCAUGGGAGGACAAGCUGAAGUACGACAAGCCGCCUCUGCGGCCGCACCUCUACCCGCAGCAGUCCGUGGAUCUGGCGACGGAGGAGGAAGCUGCCAUGGUGCAGCUGUGCGCCCGAGCUGCAGAGGAGCUCAUUACAAGGAUAUGCGAGGCUGCCAAGACCAACGGGCUGUUGGAGCAGGAGCUGGCUCACGCUGUUAAUGCGUCGUCUCACGCCAUCAACAAAACACACCCCAAGUUCCCGGAGAGUCUGACCAGGAACACGGCCAUGGAGGUGGCCAGCACUGUCAAGGCUCUGUACUACGAGACAGAGUCCCUGCUGCUGGGCCGAGUCUCUCUGCAACUGGACCCCCCAGAGGAGGAUCAGCUGUCCGGUGCUCUGCAGAGCUUGGAGCUGGAACUGGCCAAACUGGGAGAGGUCGCCUGGCUCUAUCACAUACUGCAGCCCAACGAUGAGGAGGACCUCUCUCUGGGUUACGGCAAGAGGAACAGUCGCAGCAGCAUGUUCCGCAUAGUGCCCAAGUUCAAGAAGGAGAAGGCCGCCAAGAAGACCAGCCCUCAGUCAGUGGAAAGAUGGGGCACAGAGGAGGUGGGCGUCUGGCUGGAACAGCUGAGUCUGGGGGAGUACAGAGACACCUUCAUCCGACACGACAUCAGAGGCUCGGAGCUGCUGCACCUGGAGAGGAGGGACCUGAAGGAUCUGGGGAUAUCGAAAGUGGGUCAUAUGAAGAGAAUUCUCCAGGGAACUAAAGACCUGGCCAAGGCCUCUAUGGUUGACCUUUAACCCCGGAGCAGACGCAACCCCGGAGAGGGGGAACACACUCUCCCCUCACAUCAGUGGAAGAGUUUUGGCCUCACCGUCGGCAGCGAAGCUGAAGACACCUGUUGGAGGAGAGCAGAGAGCUUCUCUGUGAUUGGUUGUUGACAAGAGAACGAUGGUGUUUUCGUCCGCGCUUUGGUGCCAAAAUGACAGUUUGAGAAAGCGGAUUGAAACGCAAAAGGAAUUCAAGGAUCUCCCCACAAAAACGAAAACACACACACACAGAAAAGCCAUUUCUACGUUAAUAACCCUUCAUAGCGCACGUUGCACAAUCAGGUAUGCAACUAGCCAUCCGGUUGACUUGUUUGAGAUGUGAUAAAAAGCUUGUAGCAAAACCAGGACUUCCAUGAGCGUGAGAUUGAGCUUCGGGCGGAUGAACGCGACGUUUGCUGCGGACGCAUCGCAGCGGCCUUCGGCAGAAGAUGGAGGCGUGGCAUCUCAGUGUGGAAGCCGCGGUGUCUGAGAACAGUGGGAUACUGUCGCAUGCUGUGCUUGCUCGUCUUUAGAAAUGUUUAGUUGCAUGAUAAGUGUCUUGGAUUUUUCGGUUGUUGUUGUUUUUUUUGUCCGUGUGCAAAAUAACACUUGAACAAGUUUUACAUGACUUAAGUAUUACGAUGCCAUUUGUUACUACUGAAAGCAUCCUUUUUGGUCUAAAUCCAGCUUUUUUUUGGCUUUAAUUUAUUUUGUUUGCAUGAUAAUGACGUGUCAAAGAUUUGUGUCAAGUGCCAUAUUUUCAGUAAUUUACCGUAAAAUGUGCUUUAUUGGUAGAAGUCGUAUAUAUUCUUUUCCUUUUCUUUUAAAGCAGUUGAUGAGGUAUGAAUAUUUUCAUUCUACACCUUCUCUGUGGAUGUGGAAUCAGUACCAAAGCGAAUGUCUAAGAAAGCAUCGAUGACUCUGUUCAGGUCGCACCUCUCAAAUUGAAAAGGCCACCGGGUCUCGGUUCUGAGCUCCACGCGUGGAUCUGAAGCCGACUGCGCCGGCUGUAGGGUCGCUGAAGUAAAACUUAUAAAAAGGCACUUUCUACUUCUUGCUCCAUGCAAGUGCAAGUACUCAUAUCAUUACAUAGAAGUAACGGUUCACCUCAACUUUCUAACUUUUGGCAAUUUAGCACAGUGUUUAACAGUAACGAGAACAGCAGCUAGAUAUCGGGUUGAAUAUGUAGUAGAGCGGUUGAUCUGCAGCCUGCUUCCUUCAACCGCGGCUUUCUUUUUAUUCGUUGUUGUUUUCUUCCGAUUAAAAGUGAGACGUUGAUAGAGCACUACUUUGACUUGUUCGUUUAAGGCUGGUGGCAUUACAGGGUAUAUUUCUAUUUGUGAUGCUAAGUUUGUAUAUACAUAUAUGCACUGUAUAUAUAUACCGGUGUAUGCAAACCAUGUUUGUAAGUGUUGUAGUCUAACGCGUUUGUAGAUGGCUGACAUGGCAUGCGUUGUCAACAGCUUACACAUUUGAUUGUGUAUAUUACACCAUAACAAUUGUGUUGUGUUGAUUUUUGUCCUAAUCUCUUGUACAUGAUAAUGCUGUUGUAUUCUAAUGAUGGUGCAAUAUUUUAUCUCUUGUUUUGAUACUGCCUUUGCAGAUUCUGACAUGAUGUUUAUAGUUGUGGGGGUGGACAGACGAGAAAGACGUUGAGAGAGAGAGAGAGAGAGAGAGAGAGGUUUUUUUUUUUUGUACACGUACUCUUCCCCGAGGUUUUGGGGAUGAGAUUUGAACAGUUGCGCUUUUUCUGAUGGACAUUUCUUCCAGCGGUUCACUUGUUUGUAGUUUCGCUCCUCUGUGCUUCCAAGACGAUGCAGUAAAGUAGGAUUUUGUCAGCGAAUGAGUAGAAUGGGCAGACAUGACUGUUGCGUUUACACAUAAUAUGUGUCACUAUGUGUUUGUGCGAGUUGUCUACUACAAGAGUAGCAUAUCGUACCGUUAUCAGCAAUUGUGUAUUUACUAUUGCCAACUUAUUUUAUCACGUCACUACGAGUCUGAUCAUUUCCCGCCUUUGGAGAAUAAUGUGUUGCUUGUAUGUUGGUUUUAUUUCUGCCUUUCACCUUUAAGAGGAUUUAGUCUAAAUUAUUUUCAAACUUUUUAAUUUACUGAAUAUUGAGUGCAACAUUUUAACAUUUUCAUCAGUCCUUCAUUGAGGUAUCCUAAAUAAUAAUAGAAUGAUAGAGCGAAUCUUUGUUUGAUGACUCUAAUGUCCCACCAGAGGGUGAUGUGUGACAUCUGCCCUCUACCCGCCCCUGACUCGCGCUGUCCCGGUGCAUUGUGGGACUCACGCUGUCCCGGUGCAUUGUGGGACUCACGCUGUCCCGGUGCAUUGUGGGACUCACGCUGUCCCGGUGCAUUGUGGGACUGACGCUGUCCCGGUGCAUUGUGGGACUCACGUUGUCCCGGUGCAUUGUGGGACUCACGUUGUCCCGGUGCAUUGUGGGACUCACGUUGUCCCGGUGCAUUGUGGGUCUCACGCUGUCUCAGUGCAUUGUCACACUGCCCCGUUGCCGACAAUCACGCGGGUCAGGCAGCUGCGUUCGGCGCCGUUAAUUAAUUGCACAAAUGAUUUAGCAUAUCAAUCAAAUUCCAAUUCCCAGACAAUUUUUUUUUAUUUAUUAUAAAUGAAGGGUGAAUUUGUAGUUAAUUACACUGUAGUUAACAGUUAUUUUACUGUUAACUAACAAUGAAAUGAUGUAUCAAUAAUAUUACUAAUUAUUAUUUGUGCUACAAUUUUGUUACUUUGUGUAUUAAGAAAUAAUUUAUAUUGUAUGGUAGCUAAUAGAUAAGAGAUGAUAAGUAUACUAUGGAUAGUUUAUUAAUAGACACAUUGUAAAAUUGUAGGUGGCGCAUUAAGUAUUUCUUAAUGUCAUAUUAUCAAGUAUUUGUAAAUCAUCUAUAAAUAUUACAUAAAUAGAUGGAGCAGAAAGCCAUUAAUGCAAAUUGUAUUAGCUAGUAUUAGUAUUAACUAUCUGUCUACAUAAUGUUAAAAGAUGCUUUACAAUUUAUUUAUUAACAAAGUCAUCUAAGCAAAGUUUUAUUUUAAUUCAUAACAUUUUACGAUUGUAACAACAAACAAUUAAAUAACAUAAAUUAUUGCAUUAUUAAUAAUAGGUCAACACUAUCAAUUACCAUUGCAUUAUUUGUUAAUAGUAAAAUAACUAUUAACUAAAGUAGAAUUAACUACACAUUUAUUAUUUACUAAUGAUGUUCAUUAUUGAGUCUUUUUCUCCACUGACUAGAUCAGAACCAUUUUCAUCUGUUUGAUGACUGUUGGCCUUUUGCUAGCCAGAAUCUCUGGAUUUAGAUUCAUUCCAAGUUGAAGCCUUUUUUAGGAACACGUGCUUUAAAGGAGCCGUAGAGUACGCAGCCUCGUUCCCGCGCUGCUCAGUGCGUUUUCAAUUGAAUCUCCAGUAGCUCCGUCCGUGUGUGUUUCUGUCACUCACGUGUCCCACGUGUCCGCUGGCUUCUCCAAGACUCGAGCGUUCGGGCCCCAGACUUCAGGCGAGAGAACGCUCGACCUUUCCGCACAGAGUGGAAGUAGCCACCGUUCUCCCUCGCUCUGUCUUUCAGUGAUCUGUAAAUAAUGCUGCGAAACUGCCUGGUUUCCAAAAAACCAACGAAACCCAUGCAAAGGAUCCCUAAAAGAUGGGAUAACACGGGAGUCUCUGACGAGGUUGCUGAGGUGAUGGGAGCAAAGUGAGUUUCAUUUGUUUACAUUAUGUUUACAAUGGCACAGUUUUAAUUUUUAAGAAUAUAUAUGUAGGUAUAAACAAUAUUUGCAUAUUUAUUGCCUAAGGUUAAAUGACAUGGUGUGUAUUGUGUUUUCACAUUUGGAAUAUAAUGUUACAGUUGUCACCUGUAUUACUAUCUGGAUAAUUUUGGUAAAGUAGUUUGAUCAUUUCUAUGACUACUAAGCGACUGUUUUCUGUGCCUUUUUAUGGUUAGAAUGCAUGGUUAACUAUUUAUUACAAUUUGGAGUCACUGAGAUGUGUAUUUUUGUAUUCUGAAUAAAUAAAUGGUUCAGCUAUUGUUGUACGUUUUUUAGGUGACUUAAAACAGGCUACCUAUUCAUAUCUCUCUUCAAUAAAACCAAAUACAUAUGCAGUGAA
Messenger RNA from Gasterosteus aculeatus aculeatus (three-spined stickleback), 7957 nucleotides. It is a transcript of the gene dgkh, whose product is annotated as diacylglycerol kinase, eta. Gene Ontology annotation, molecular function: ATP-dependent diacylglycerol kinase activity; protein binding. Gene Ontology annotation, biological process: phospholipase C-activating G protein-coupled receptor signaling pathway. Gene Ontology annotation, cellular component: plasma membrane. NCBI's taxonomy places the organism in Eukaryota, Metazoa, Chordata, Actinopteri, Perciformes, Gasterosteidae. The record is from RefSeq and is a predicted model, not a curated record.